AUGCGAUUCGGUGAACGGCUGGCUCGUGAACGAUGGGUGCCCUGGGCGGCCCAGUACAUCAACUACGAGCUUCUGAAACGCAAAAUGAAAGCCGUCAUGGUUGCCCAAGACGAUCAGGGGCGGGAGGAUUGCAAGGAAGACUUCGCCAAGUCGCUGGAUGCAGAGAUAGAGAAGGUGAUUGCCUUCUAUCGAGAGAAGUCAAGCGCAGCGAAGGCAGCUGCUUCCAGCACUCAGGGCGGCGCAGCAAGGAGCAUGGCUGAAACCACAGCUGCUAGCCCCCCAGAGCCAGAAGAAGUGCUGGACCAUCUGGAUGCGUCUCUGAGGAGCCUGCGGCCCAUUGCUCUGGACAUCUUCCACCUGCUGGGCUAUGUCAGCCUCAACACUGCAGCCCUGCGCAAGAUACUGAAGAAGUACGCGAAGAAUGUGGAGCCCACGAAGCCACAGCCAGGAUACCUCACACUUAGGGUGGAGCACCCUCACGAGCCUGGCUGGAAGCUGCUUCAGGCAAGCUGCUUCAAGGCACCUUUUGUUGCUUCAAGACACCAUUCGUUGCUGAUCAACGGGGACUGGCUGACCAGCUACAGUCGUGUGGAGGGCACCUUCCUGAAGGAGUCCAUUGGCCGCGAGCUGGAAGCCAUGGGCAGCCACGAGGCACUCAACCAGGCUUCUGAGAAGGCAAGUCACACCAUGCAACUGAUGCAUGUGAGGGAUGUGUACGAGCACCUGAGGGAGUGCCGCGAGAAAUUCAUGGCGGUGCACCCGGGCGUCGCCAGCCGCGCGCCGGCGGCCGCCGUGCCGGCGCCGCGGCCGCUGCCGGCCGACACGAAGGCCGCUCGCACCCUCAGCCGCCGCCUCAGCUCCCGCACCUCCUUCAAGUACACCCCCGCAUGGACGCCGGGGCUGCCGGGCGCGGAGCCCGAUCAGGGGCUGGACUUGGACGAGCUGCUGCAGCAGAUGAAGUUUGCGCUGGAGAUGGCGGACCGCAACGCGCGACUCAUCCACCCCAUCCCCUGGCAGGAGGCCCAGGCAUGCACCCCGUCAUUUUGGGCUGGUAUCUUCGAGCCGGCCCCGGAUGACGAGGAUGCCCUGGCCACCCCAGGAGGACUGCUGCUCAACUGCAUCAACUCUGGGCUGUACAUGGCGAAUUACAACCUCAUCAUCCCCACAAUCACGGAGCUGUGCCGCAAGAUCGGCGUGCCCAACGCAAUGGUGGGAAUCAUCAUCGGCUGCUGUGACAUCGCCACAAUCCCGGGCACCAUCGGCUACAGCAUAUGGACGAACCACGACUACAAGACGCCGCUGCUGGCCAGCGCGACGGCGUGCCUGGUGGGCAACUUGGCCUACUGCCUCUCCUAUGACCUGGGCGCUGUCUGGCUCCUCUUCCUCGCCCGCCUCAUCACCGGCCUCGGGUCGGCCAGGACGGUGAACCGGCGCUACAUAGCGAUAUUUGUGGCGUACAAGGACCGCACGUGGGCCAGCGCGCUCUUCGUCAGCCUCAGCGCUGUGGGCAUGGCUCUGGGUCCCCUCUUGGCGCUGCCCCUGUCCCACUUCCCCACCCUCAAGUUUGCCGGCCUCACAUUUGACCAUAUCACGAUGGGAGGAUGGCUGAUGAACGUGGCCUGGCUCAUCUUCAUGAUCUUCGCCUACUUUGGCUUCGAGGAUCCUCUGAAGAAAAAGAAGAAGACGGACGAGCUGCGCGAGCCGCUGCUGGCGGCGAAUGGAACGCCCCACGACGUGGAGGCGGGCCCCCCGCUGCCCAAGGUCCCCCCGCCGCCGCCGUCCAGCUCAGCGGACUCGGAUGACGAGGCGGGUGAGCUGGAGGAGGAGGGUUACCUGGCGCGGCUGAGUCACCUGUGGAGCUCACCCCUCGUCGCCACCUCCUGCUGCAUCUUCCUCUGCUACAUCCUCAAAGUCGUGCAGCAGGCGUACAUUGACGGCCUGCCGAUCUUCACAGAGAUGGCGUAUGGAUGGUCCAACUCGGACGUGGGUGUCAUGCUGGGCGUGCUGGGACUGGUGGCUCCAUUAGUCAACUUCACCGUCGGCCGCCUCUCCGCCAAGCUCCCAGACCGCCACAUCACCCUGGCGUCGAUCUUGGUGACACUGGCGGGCUGCGCUGCGCUGAUGAAGGGGCCCCUCCCCAUGUCCAACUUCUUCAUCGCAGGCGCCCUGGUGUACAUGGGCACCAUCGUCCUGGAAGCAGUCUCCAUGUCCCUCACCUCCAAGGCACGCUUCCUUGAACUCACUCUAUUUUAUGAGCAUUAUUAUUAUUAUUAUUGUUAUUAUUACACGCUUUUGCUGCCGGAAGCAAGGCAUGUCAGGGUGCACUGCCUGGCAAGCCUUGGUGGGACAGGGGUCAAGAAGUUUGGGUUUUCACUGCGCUUCAUGUACGCAAACUUUGUCGCCGCAAGCACGCUCGGCCGCCUGUGCGGAAACCUGCUGCUCUCCCUCUGCGCGCGCAUAACCGGAGCCAUGACACUCGAGCAGGUCAACAAAUUAUCCACUGUCCUCUACGGCGCGUCUGGCGCUUCCAUGAUCUUCUCAAUCGUCUAUGUGCUGUCCGUCUAUAGCCGCCUCCAGGGAUGA
Coccomyxa subellipsoidea C-169 is the source of this 2583-nucleotide messenger RNA. RefSeq names its product MFS general substrate transporter. Gene Ontology annotation, cellular component: membrane. The coding region runs from base 1 to 2583 and encodes 860 amino acids. The transcript is spliced from 18 exons. The record is from RefSeq and is a predicted model, not a curated record. Gene Ontology annotation, molecular function: transmembrane transporter activity. Gene Ontology annotation, biological process: transmembrane transport. Lineage: Eukaryota; Viridiplantae; Chlorophyta; Trebouxiophyceae; Coccomyxaceae.